AUGCCUUCUGAUAAAGAUCGCCUGUAUGUUGCACUUUAUGCUAGAGCAGGGAUGCCUACCAUGCCUAGAGGCGAAGAUAAAUAUCAUUGGGCCUUACUAACUGGCCCCAAGACGGAAAGAGAUGAACCGACGGGAAAGCGUUACCACGCCAAGGAGCAAAUGAUCUCUAUCCGGGGUCAUAUUCAGUCCCAAUGGCAGUUCGAUGAACGAGAUGUGAGCAUGCUGGCGACUUCAAUGAUUCUAGUGCGUAUCGUGGUUGGCAAAAUCAAGGACCGGAAGCGAGUCGCGUCGAUUCUCAGGUCCAUACCAAUUCGAGGUGAUCAGCCGGGAUGGAACUGUGUUGGGUGGGUGAAAGAAGCCCUGGUGGCCUUAGGCAAAGAUGGCAAAGCGCUGGGUACUUCUGUUAUUGACUGGCGGACUAUACGUGAUGCUGCACUGUCGUAUGUUCGACAUAAAGAAGCGCAGCACAGGUUCGAUGGCAGAGCCCAGGCCGGCAUCUUCAAUGCGAGGCAAGUGCCCACUUACGACUUGAUCGAGACAAAGCAAGAGACUAUUCCAUGA
This is a messenger RNA of Neoarthrinium moseri, 561 nucleotides long. RefSeq lists its product as uncharacterized. NCBI's taxonomy places the organism in Eukaryota, Fungi, Ascomycota, Sordariomycetes, Amphisphaeriales, Apiosporaceae. The coding region runs from base 1 to 561 and encodes 186 amino acids. The record is from RefSeq and is a predicted model, not a curated record. The transcript is spliced from 2 exons.